Messenger RNA from Culicoides brevitarsis, 1960 nucleotides. Its product is annotated as 2-phosphoxylose phosphatase 1. Bases 15 to 1772 code for a protein of 585 amino acids. Gene Ontology annotation, cellular component: Golgi apparatus. The record is from RefSeq and is a predicted model, not a curated record. NCBI's taxonomy places the organism in Eukaryota, Metazoa, Arthropoda, Insecta, Diptera, Ceratopogonidae. Gene Ontology annotation, molecular function: phosphatase activity. Gene Ontology annotation, biological process: chondroitin sulfate proteoglycan biosynthetic process; glycosaminoglycan biosynthetic process; dephosphorylation. The transcript is spliced from 2 exons.
AGGAAACUUUAGAGAUGUUGAUAAAGGACGUUGUGAGGUUUUCCUCACAACAUCGAACGCUUUAUUGUUAUCUGAUUCUGAGCAUUUGGAUUUUCUUGAUAGUAGCUGGAAUGUACAAAUAUAUGGGUGUCUCUGACCCGUCAAGCAAUUUCAUGACGACAAAUGGUUUUUAUGCGUCUGAUGCGACGAUGAGUAGCAGCAAAAAGGACCAAGAAAACUACAAACGUCACAAAAUGCACGAGAAGGACUGCAAUCCGACGGAAGUUAUCAGUGCGGGAGACGAUGGCGGGGUGUUGGAAUCGUUUUCGCUGCAAGGCGUUUUGUUGUUAACGCGUCACGGCGACAGAGGUCCAAUGACUCAUGUGCGAGGGAUAAACGACGUCGAUUGCGAUCAAGACGGAGAUACGUUGCUGAACAAAUAUCGCACUUUUGUGCAAAAUCUCACGACAGCCACGAGCACGACAAGCGGAUUGUGGCAGAAAAUGGGAAACUUUCAUGGGUUUCCGUUGCUCCCACCGACGAACAAGGCGUGUUUGCUGGGGCAAUUGACGAGUAAAGGUGUCUCUCAGAUGCUGAAAAUUGGCGAAAUCAUCAGAAACGCUUACAUGGCGCAACUGAACUUUUACCAGAAGAACGGCGUGUUCAAUCGUCAAGGCAACACAACGACCGAAGCAACGCCCAUUUACGAUCCCGACGAAAUAAUCAUCUAUUCGACGCGUUAUCGUCGCACUUUUCAGUCCGCCAUGGCGUUGAUGUACGCUUUCAUCCCUUCCGAUCGCUGGCACACGUUGCAGAUACAAGAAGCGCACAGUUACAAUUAUUGCUUCUCGGAUUGCGCGUGUCAGAAGGCAGAUCAACUGCAAAGUGCAAUCGAGAAGAACCGAAAUGCCAAUAUGGCACAACAUCCAGCGGUAAAUGCGAUCGUUCAAUGGGUUGGAAGCUCCCUUUUGGAGAAUCCCGCACCAAAUAUCAACGCAUUGGAUGUUCGAGAUGCCGUUUUAGCGCUCGUGUGUCACGGAGCUCCGUUGCCAUGUCGUUUCGCGAAGAAAGAAACCAACGACGACAACGAAAAUGAGAACAUUGGAGGCACAAGUACCGUCGUGAGUGACGCUGACGUCAUCAAUAUCGAUCAAGAUGACUCCCAAGCACCCACGGGAAGCGAAAAAUCCGACGAAACAGUCGACGAUGUCUUGGAUGAGAUUGACAACGAAGCACCCGAAGGAUGCAUCGACCAAUCGCAAGUCGAUACAAUCAUGAGUUUCACGCGGUAUCAAGGCACAAAAGACAUUCGUUCCAAAGACAAUCGUGACCUUGGACUUCUUCGUGCUUAUGGGCUCAUGCGAGAACUAAACGCCGCCAUGUUGCGAAUGAUUUCCGGCGAUAAAGUGAAAUUCGUGCUCUAUUCCGCACACGAUCGGACAAUCCAGAAUUUGGCAUCGGCUUUGGGAGUUUUCCUCGAUGUCCCUUUUAUCCCGUAUGCCACGCGAAUGAACUUCGAAGUCUACAAAAGUGAGAAAGAUACGCAAUUUUACUUCCGUGUCGUGUACAACGGACAAGAUAUCACAAACCAAAUCUCCUUUUGUGAGGGCGGAAGAAGUUUACGGGUCAAUCGUGGCAUCAGAGGAAGCAAGGCGGAUCUGUGUCCCAUCGAAAACAUCAUCAGAUUCAUCCACGACGACUACUUUCAGAACAUGAAUGCGACAAACUUCAAGGAUGCGUGUCAAGUGACGACGACAGCUCAGCGAGAAUACUUAAAUUUAAACAAUUAUUAGACAAAUUUUUAGGAUUAAAUUUUUAAUGUCUUCUUCACAUACAUAUCAAGUGGAAAAAAAACCCUCACAUCCACGGGGGAAAACGAUACAUAUCAAAUCAUCUUAAAAGUGAAUUUUUUAGAUUAUAAGAAAAAAAAAAUAAAUAUAUAUUUAUUAGAUGUUUAAGGCACCAAUUGUACAGAAACUGC